AUCAAGCAAGGCGUACAUCAAGCACUCAAAAGCUCUCAAGUUUCGAGCUCUUGCAACGACGGAGAACAACAACCGCGGAGGUUCUACAUCUUCAUCAAGGCACCAUAUCCACAAGACCUAGAAAUCCCCAAAUCGAUUUCUAGAUAUUCAUAUCUACUUCCGCAAAUCAACGGUGGAAUCAAGCUCUCAAUUCCAGAACAAGCUUCGGCCCUUGGAUUAAAUCUAGGAGAAGAAUCAGAGGAAUCAACAAAGAUUGUAACCCAUUUCGUUUUGAUUAAAAUAUAUUUAUUUGUUCCUAUUUUUUCUUGUCUUGUAAUUUAUUUUGCAGACAUUUAAAUUUGAGGUUAACAAAUUGGCACGCCCGGUGGGACCACUUUGCCUCUCAUCUCCUCUCCUACAUCGAAGCGCAUAUCCACGUGUUCAACGAUCCAAUGGCUCCAAAGAAGAACCAAAACUCUUUGAUCCAAAAGGCUGCCGAGAUUGCCACCGUUGUUGGUUUAUCAUCCACCGGGGGCAAAAUCGAGAAUACAACUACGACAAACGGCUCAAGCUCCUCAGGCUCGGAAGAGAUCGAUUCCAAAUCUCAAGCCUUCACCACAUUGUCGGUUAUGGUGGUUGAUGCGACUUCCGUGGAUGAGCAAUUGGCGCACUUGGCCCAAACAGUGGCCAAUCUUCAAAAAAUAGUCGAAGACAAAGACAUGAAAAUCGCUCAAUUAAUGGAUAAGUUGGAACAGUCAGAGGUUGGGGAGUUUAGCCCGAAGCACGAAUCUUACCCGCUUCGUGACGAGAAGGCAAAGCAAGUGGAAGAAGCACAUCCCAAGCCGGACUUCGUGCAAGGCGCCACUCAUUCUUCGAUGUCUGUUGCCACGCUAUCUGUACAACAAUUGCAAGAAAUGAUUGCCAAUACUAUCAAAGCGCAAUCUGGAGGACCAUCUCAAGUCUCACCCAUGUAUUCAAAGCCGUACACUAAGCGGAUCGAUGCAUUGAGGAUGCCAGCGGGAUACCAACCCCCAAAACUUCAACAAUUCGACGGAAAGGGGAACCCCAAGCAACAUAUUGCUCAUUUCAUCGAAACUUGCAAUAAUGCGGGGACUAACGGCGAUCUCUUGGUGAAACAAUUCGUGAGAUCGCUCAAGGGAAACGCUUUCGAUUGGUAUGUCGAUUUGGAACCCGAGUCCAUCAACAGUUGGGAAGAGAUGGAACAUGAAUUCUUGAAUCGCUUCUACAGCACGCGUCGUACUGUGAGUAUGAUCGAGCUUACCAACGCGAAGCAGUGGAAAGAUGAACCGGUUGUGGAUUACAUCAACCGUUGGCGUGCACUAAGUCUAAAUUGCAAGGAUAAGCUAUCCGAAGUGUCAGCGAUUGAGAUGUGUAUCCAAGGGAUGCAUUGGGGACUUCUCUAUAUUCUUCAAGGGAUUAAGCCCCGAAAUUUUGAAGAAUUAGCUACUCGUGCCCACGAUAUGGAAUUGAGCAUCGCUAACCAUAAAAGCGAUUUUACCGUGGACAGUCAAAGGAUAGAAAACAAAGACUCAAGGAGAAGCGAUAAAUUCGCUAGGAUUGCUGAAGAGUCUAUGGCCAUCAAGGCAGGUAGUGUGAAGAUUCAAUCGAAGAAGAGAGACGAAAGAGAGGAAAAUCAACGUAUGUUCAAUGAUAGACGUCAACCUACAUUGAAAGAAAUGCAAGAAAAAGAAUACCCGUUCCCGGACUCUGACGUCUCGCAAAUCUUUGAUGCGUUGUUGGAAAAGAAAUUAAUAGAGUUGCCUGAAUCAAAACGCCCCGAGGAGGCCGAAAAGGUAAAUGACCCUAAAUACUGCAAGUAUCAUAGAGUUAUCGGCCAUCCUAUAGAAAAAUGCUUUGUGGUGAAGGAAAAGAUCCUUAGAUUGGCCCAAGAAGGAAAAAUAAUCAUAGAUACCGAAGAUGUAGUCAACACAAAUGUUGCUAGCAUAGCUCAUGCCCGGAGUCCUCGUCAAGUUCUAUCCUCUAUUAUAGAAGAGUCGUCGAAAUUUCAAUUCGGGAGCCUUGAGCCAACCUUUGUGAAAUCUCUGCUUCUUGAGAGAGAAAUCAUAUGCAAAGAAGAUUCCACGCAUGUAGUUGAUGAUGAUGGUGAAUGGACCCUCGUGACGCAUCGACAAAAACAAAGGAGGCGUGCUGAGAAGCUUCACUCAUUGAAGCCAAUAAAGCUACCUAAAUGCACUCACUAUGAAAGUGGGAUUGAUGAUGCGAAAGCAUAUGGCACCUUACCUAGAAGUUCAUUCAAAGGUUCCCGUCAUAGUCAAGUAACUUUGGAAGAAUUCUUUCCGCAAUACUUUCUUCAAGCAAAAGCCGAAAGGUUAUCGGCCAUUUCACGUGAAGAAAAGAGUCAAAAACUUGCUACAUGUUGCACAACUAUGACGUUCGCGGAUGAAGAUUUGUUGCUAGGGUCAAAGCCUCAUAAUCGUCCACUUUUUGUCUCGGGGUUAUUGCAUGAGAAGAAGGUCGACCGCAUGCUUAUAGAUGGAGGGUCAGCGGUCAAUAUCAUGCCAAAAUCUACUUUGAAACAAGUGGGGAUCGCAGUUGAAGACUUGACUCGUAGUCGUUUGACUAUUCAAGGCUUUAAUCAAGAGGGUCAACGAGCAAUUGGAAUGGUUCGAUUAGAUCUCACGAUUGGAGAACUAACCGCCAGUACACUAUUCCAUGUGAUCGAUGCAAGGACCUCUUAUCACUUGUUAUUGGGAAGGCCAUGGCUUCACGAAAAUGGAGUUGUUCCAUCUACCCUUCAUCAAUGCUUCAAAUACUUGAGAAAUGGAGAGUUAGUGAAAGUCGAUGCGAAUACAAAACCAUUCACUGAGGCGGAAUCACAUUUUGCCGAUGCUAAACUUUAUGUGGACUUAGACUCGGCGCGAGAAAAUUUGGUAGUUGAGGACACACCUAUGGAUGAUAGUGGCGCGAAGUUCGAGAAGUUGGCUGCUAUAAUUGAAGCCCCGGCGUGCAAAAUCAACAAUGGAAUCGAGUCAUUGUCAAGUCAUCAAGAGGGAGUUGAUUAUGCCCAUCAUCUGCUUGAGAAACAAGGGGCUCGUGAGAAAACGCCAUACGCGCUCGUUCAGCAUCAAAGAGCUCAAGGAGAGUUCAAUCCAAAAGCAUAUAAUCUCCUAACCAAGUGUGGAUACAACUUCUCUAGCUCAUCACGAUUAGGUGAACUAAAACCUGAGUUAACGAGAGAAAAGACCCACGGACUAAAUGAAGCGCAAAGGACAUUGGGAAGACAAGGUUCCCAUGUUGAUCAACCUAGAGUUGGUUUGGGAUUCACGCCAAUUGAACCAGUUAGGAUACGCGUAUCAAGGAAAGAAGAGUGCGUCAACGUCCAACAUAUCACCGUAAAGGAUGGUGGAAAGCAAAAGAAAAGCACCGAUCGUGUUUCUGUUUUUGAUCGACUUGGUGCCCCUGUUGCUCGAGCUUCUGUCUUUGAAAGGCUUGGACCUUCUAAUUGUGUCUCCAAUGUCCAUAAUAGACUGUCUCCAAGUGGUACAUCUGUUUUCACACGUCUUGGCGGCCGUAAAGGGCAACAACAAAGGAAAAGGGACCGUGAUGAGAAAAUAGACGAAUUGGAAUUGAGAAGUGAAGCUCAAAGUCCUCUGCCACUUCGACCAAAUAGAAAAGAUUCAUCGAUCUUGCUUAUUGCAACAAAUGGAGCGGUGAAGAUGAAGCUAUGCGUCAUCAAACAUCAUGUUCCUAUGUGCGAAGAUGCUCAAAGUGAAAACGAAGUGGAAGUCAAUGUUAGCUCGUGUUAUGCAAGCGCCGUUGAUGAGUUGAAUCCAAAUCUCGCAUUAUCCUUGAAGAAACAUCUCAUUUUGGAUAAGAGAACAAGAUAA
Molecule: messenger RNA, 3848 nt
Organism: Erythranthe guttata (spotted monkey flower)
Lineage: Eukaryota; Viridiplantae; Streptophyta; Magnoliopsida; Lamiales; Phrymaceae
Source: RefSeq, a predicted model, not a curated record